AUGGGUAAAUAUUGUUCAGCCCCAGGCAGUGAUGGAGCUGCAGUCCUGGUCAACCUUCCCGUCUUUAACACGAUGAAUGUUCACGUUUGGUUCUCGCAACUGAGCGCAAUAUUUCAGGCCAAGAGAAUCCAGUCACAGAGCGCUCGUUUCGCUUAUGUAGUCGAGAAACUACCUCCUGACAUCGCAUCGGAAGUUACCGACUUGUUAGAUAACGUCCCAACAGAAAACCCAUUUGACGUUCUGAAAGAAGCCAUUAUAUACAGGACCGGAAAGUCAGAGGAACGACGAAUCAACGACUUGUUCAACACGCUUCAACUCGACCAGAGCAAAUCCAACCCAACUACUAUGGAAAUUGAAAAAACCUUCUGGAUAAUAACAAUAUGUCAGAGGUUUUGCUACGGAAACUGGCUAUAUAAGCUGCUGACCCACACCGCGCAAAUUUUGGCAAUACUCCCUGAGGACUUGGACCUACUACGAGUAGCUGCAAUAGCCGAUAAAAUCGUGGAGAAAAGAACUCUUAACAGCACUCAUAUUUCUUCGACGGGCAGCACACCGCAUGACGAUAUUCUACAGAUACAGCAGCAGAUCGACGAACUGUCCACGCAACUGGAGCGACUGAGUAGAGUACGUUCGCGCCCAGCAUACAACGCAUACAAGUCUCGACACCAUAGCAGAGCUAACUCGAACACUAGGCGUAAACCAAUCACUGGUAUUUGCUGGUACCACCAAAAGUUUGGACAAGCAGCGAGACAUUGUAGUAAGCCUUGCCAUUUCAACGGUCGAUCAACACCUACUACUAAAAAACAAGCGAGAAAAGGCGUCCCCAACAGCGCAUGA
Molecule: messenger RNA, 837 nt
Organism: Acanthosepion pharaonis
Lineage: Eukaryota; Metazoa; Mollusca; Cephalopoda; Sepiida; Sepiidae
Source: the annotation of a GenBank genome assembly